AUGAAAAAAAAGUACAAGAAAUACAAAGAGCUUCUAAGUUCAACGGGUAUAUCGGUUGAUCCCAUUACAUCUGAAAUCGAUGCUUCUGAAUCAUGGUGGAAAGAUCGUAGUCCAUCUUCUGGAGGUAAUAAUUCAUGGGGGCAAACAGUAAAUGGACAAUGGGGUCAACAACCACGUGCUCCGCAAUGGGGUACACCACCAUCUUCUCAUCAAUGGGGUACACCUCCAGCUGCUCAACAGUGGGGUACACCACCAGCUGCUCAACAAUGGGGUGCACCACCAAGUAUGCAACAAUGGGGUACACCUCCAACUUCUCAUCAAUGGGGUACACCACCAACUUCUAAUCAAUGGGGUACAACAUCGAAUGCUCAACAAUGGAGUUCACCAUCGGUGGCUCCAAAAGAUCAUGACGCUUGUCUUCAAUUACUGCGAAUGUCACUUGAUUGCUUUAGAACAUUGUGUCAUCAACUGGAAGCAACUUAUGGAUUACAACCAACACUGAAUGUAAGCAUUGAAGAGAGUGUAGCUAUGUUUCUACGUAUAUGUGGGCACAAUGAAGUUCAGCGAGAUGUUGGAUUACGAUUUGGUCGAACUCAAGAAACCGUGAAGAGGAAAUUUUUUGAAGUUCUUAAAGCAACAGAGUUACUUGCUUGUGACUAUAUCCACACUCCAACACGGCAAGAACUCCAUAGGAUUCCCGAAAGACUUAUGGAUGGAAAAUAUUGGCCAUUUUUUAGUGGAUUUGUUGGAGCGAUGGACGGGGUUCAUGUGUGUGCGAAGGUCAAGCCAGAGUUACAAGGAAUGUAUUGGAAUCGACAUGAUAGAACAUCAUUUAAUAUCAUGGCCAUUUGUGAUAUAAAUAUGUUGUUCACAUAUGUUUGGAAUGGAGCCCCAGAAUCUUGUCAUGAUACAUCAGUUCUUACGAUGGCGCAAAACUAUGAUCCUGAAUUUCCGUUACCACCACCGGAUAAGUAUUAUGUUGUUGACUCUGGCUAUCCAAAUAAACAAGGUUUUCUUGCUCCAUAUAGAUCUUCACGAAACAUGGUCGUUCGAUAUCAUAUGUCACAAUUCGAAAAUGCUCCUCCUCCUCGGAACAAGCAGGAAUUUUUUAAUCGUUGGCAUGCAUCUCUGCGUUCAGUUAUUGAAAGGACAUUUGGAGUUUGGAAAAAGAAAUGGAGGAUUCUUUGUGAUUUUCCAAGAUAUAAUAUUGAAGUGCAAAAAAGAGUGGUAUUGGCUACAAUGGGUCUGCAUAAUUUUAUUAGAAUUUCGAAUUUUGUGGAUGAUGAUUUUGCAGAAAUAAUGGGACAAACACAUAUUGGAAACACCGAAGCAGAGAUUGAUACAAAUGAGAUGAAAACACCAGAUAUAGCUAACGGGGAUUUGAUGAAUAAUAUCAGAGAACAAAUUGCAAAUUUACUAUGA
This is a messenger RNA of Brassica oleracea var. oleracea, 1422 nucleotides long. RefSeq lists its product as uncharacterized. The transcript is spliced from 2 exons. The record is from RefSeq and is a predicted model, not a curated record. NCBI's taxonomy places the organism in Eukaryota, Viridiplantae, Streptophyta, Magnoliopsida, Brassicales, Brassicaceae. The coding region runs from base 1 to 1422 and encodes 473 amino acids.